Scedosporium apiospermum is the source of this 642-nucleotide messenger RNA. RefSeq lists its product as uncharacterized. The record is from RefSeq and is a predicted model, not a curated record. NCBI's taxonomy places the organism in Eukaryota, Fungi, Ascomycota, Sordariomycetes, Microascales, Microascaceae. Gene Ontology annotation, cellular component: cytoplasm. Gene Ontology annotation, molecular function: glutathione binding; glutathione transferase activity. Bases 1 to 642 code for a protein of 213 amino acids. The transcript is spliced from 4 exons.
AUGGCUAUCAAAGUGUACGGUUCUAUGCUGUCGACAUGCACGCAGCGUGUUGUCAGCGUCCUCAUCGAGCUUGGCCUCGACUAUGAGCUGAGCGAGGUGAACAUGCAAAAGGGAGAACAGAAGGCUCCCGACUACAUCAAAGACUUCCACCCAUUCGGGCGUAUCCCCGUUUUAGAUGACGGAGAAAUUCGCCUCUUCGAGUCCAGGGCCAUCUGCCAGUACCUUGUCGCCAAGUACGGCAAGCAGCAUGGCCUUGACGCGGCGCGACACGGCUCGGCUGCAGAGAUCGGGACCUACGAGCAGGCCGCCAGUGUCGAAUUCUCCUACUUUGACCCAUCCAUCUCGGGAUUGGCGUAUGAGAAUAUCUUCAAGAAGUUUAUGCGCCGGGGCGAUGCCGACGCUGAUGCUGUGGCUGCCCACCGCGCUACGUUGUCGGACACGCUGGACCACUAUGAAAGGGUCCUUGCCACCCGGCAGUAUCUUGCUAGUAAUGAUUUCUCUCUCAUCGACCUUUAUCACCUCCCGUGGAUCCCGUUCCUCUCCAAGCUGGGAUUGGAGGGCGAAAUCUCCUCGAGACCUAACUUGGAAGCGUGGUGGAAGCGGGCCUCGAGUCGUCCAUCGUGGCAGCAGUUGAACAAAUAA